AUGGUAGAUGCAGCGACGAAGAUGAAAUUUAGUUACAUUCCAGUUUCAGUGAAGCCUAAGAAACCAAUAUAUAUCUUCGAUGAUGAUGAUGUUUCGUGUUAUCUAGAAUGGAAUCAAACUGAAUUCAAUGUAAUGCAUGUGGAGUUGGAAAAAGAUGACGAACAAAAUCAUGGUUGUGAGCAAAAUCGAGUUGGUGAAACUGGUGAAGUUGGUGAAAUUGGUAACGUUGGUGAAGUUGGUGCAAGUAAUGCGGAGGAGUUGAUUUCAUGUGCAAGGACUCGUAUUGGUGAUGGUAUCAUGACUCUUUAUGCAGGUGAAACGUUUGAACAUAAUGAGCUGGUUCGAAACGAUGACAAUGUCGCAAGUGAAGAACAAGAAGACGUCAUUGUUAACGAUGAUAUGCUGCAAGUUACAAAGGUACAUUUGGAAUGGGAAGAUGGUGUGAAUCUGACAAUAGGUCAAGAAUUUGGAAGUAAGAAAGCAGUACAAGAUUUAGUUGAAAAAUGUGCACAUAAGAACUGUUUUGAGUUUGUUAUUGUGAAGUCGGAUCCGAAGUUGUACGUGGUAAAAUGCAGUGAAUCAAAAAAGGGUUGCAAGUGGUAUUUACGAGUUGCGAAGCUUCAGAAUUCAGAUUGUUUCUCGCUUAAGACUCCAGUUCCUAAAUAUCUCAUCCCUUUGAUUCAAACAAGAGUUGGUGUUAAAGUGUCAUACUCCACUGCAUGGAGAGGAAAAAAGCAAGCUGCUAGUGAGGUUCGUGGUAGUCUUGAGGAAAGUUACAAGAUGUUGUAUUCUUAUAUGCACAUGUUAGAGGUAGUGAAUCCAGAAACUGUCUCAUGUGUGGAAUUAGACGAAAAGAAUAAUUUUAAGUACUUAUUCUUCGCGCUGGGAGCUUGCGUUGAAGGCUUCAAGGCUAUGAGACAAGUGAUCAUUGUGGAUGGAACCCACCUUAAGACUGCACAAGGUGGAGUGCUUAUUGUUGCUACAGCUCAAGAUCCUAAUCAUCAUCAUUAUCCUAUUGCUUUUGGUGUAGUCGAUGGUGAAAAUUACUUAAGUUGGAGUUGGUUUUUCAAUAAGUUGAAAUCAAGAGUACCAGACGCCCCUGAACUUGUGUUUGUUUCUGAUAGAAAUCAAAGCCUUAUCAAGUCAGUAGCUGAGGUGUAUCCAUUGUCUCAACAUGGUUAUUGUAUAUAUCAUUUGGAUCAAAAUGUGAAAGCAGCAUGCAGUAACGUCAACAAAGACACCGUUGGAAGAAAAUUCAUAGAAUGUGCUAGGUCUUAUACAGAAGGUACGUUCAAAACACUUUAUCAUGAUUUUAGGAUAAGGUAUCCUGCUGCAGCGGUAUAUCUAGAUUCACAUGUUGAAGAAAAAAAAUGGGCUAGAUGUUAUUUCCCAGGAGCAAGAUACAAUAUAGACACCAGCAAUUGUGUUGAAUCUAUUAAUGGUGUUUUCAAAGACGCAAGGCAAUACUCGCUCUUACCAAUGAUCGAUGCUAUUGUUGGGAAAUUGGCUGAAUGGUUUAACGAACAUAGGAAGACUUCUGCAUCAGUACCUCCAUCGCAGAUAAUGGUGCCUCUUCUUGAGAAAAUAUUGCACUAG
This is a messenger RNA of Camelina sativa (false flax), 1596 nucleotides long. The record is from RefSeq and is a predicted model, not a curated record. Lineage: Eukaryota; Viridiplantae; Streptophyta; Magnoliopsida; Brassicales; Brassicaceae.